Nestor notabilis (Kea) is the source of this 868-nucleotide messenger RNA. Its product is annotated as BPI fold-containing family C protein-like. The annotation marks the transcript as partial. The record is from RefSeq and is a predicted model, not a curated record. The transcript has 9 exons. Lineage: Eukaryota; Metazoa; Chordata; Aves; Psittaciformes; Psittacidae. Gene Ontology annotation, molecular function: lipid binding.
AUGCCAAAGACAUGGUAUUCUUUCCUGCUGUGUUGGCUGUCCUUGCGGCUUGAGGCUAAUCCUGGUCUUAAAGUGAGGAUUACUCAGAAGGGGCUGGACUAUGGCAGGAGGAUUGGGAUGGAGCUCCUGAAGCAAGAAGUACAGAAAGAGACUUUCCCAAGCUGGAGUGGAAGGGAGAGUUUCUCUGUUGUUAAGGUCAACUAUGUCAUUUCAAGCUGGAUCUACAGCUUUCUAUCUGGUUAUCUUGAGAAGCCCAUUCACACCAAAUUGAAUAAAAAUCUAUGCCUGAAUAUCAAAUACAAAAUCCAAAUGAUGGAUGCACAGCUUAGAAAGCAUACAGUCCUAAACCAGAUUGAUGCCUUUGCACAAAUAGACUAUUCCCUAGUUAGUUCUCCUGCAGUCUUCAAAUCACACAUGAACUUGGAUUUGAAGGGCACAGUCUAUCCAGCAGGAAAUCACACAGACCCUCCCUUUGUGCCAGCUCUGUUUGCUCUCCCGAACAAGGAUGAUUCCAUGCUAUACCUGGGAGUUUCCAGUUAUUUUCUUAAGUCUGCUUCACUGGCUUACUACAGAGCAGGGGCCUUUAACAUCACCAUGUCCAAAGAGCUUGCUACAACAUUUAACCUAAAUACUGCCUUAUUCAAAGAUCUUGUUCCUGAGAUUGCCCUGAGUUACUUAACAGCAUGCCCAGUGCUACUGAAGCUGGUGGCUACCUCACCGCCUGAAGUCAGUUUAAAUGCAGACAGAUGCAUCCUACAGAUCACUGGCUGUGUGGAAGUAUUUGCUGUUCUGCCACAUUCAACCACCCAGUACAUCUUUGCGGGGAAUCUAGGUCAUCUGGUGAUUUCUACAGACAUUGAUUACAAAC